GAAGAGCUCCGAGACCUUAAGGACUAUUCACUCAUCCUCAGCGAUGUCGACUGCGACGUUUUCCUGCGUGAUUCUCAGCCUGCUCGCUUGUGCAGCAGCGAGCGCAGUUUUGCACAACUCCAACGCCAUCAAGUCCGGUCCAGCUGCGGUCAGCGCCGCUCCAGAUGUGCUCCCUGUGGAGGAAGGGGAGCAGAACCUGGCCAUCGACACAGCGCUGCCGCUCCUGUGCGCAGCGGAUUCCGAGUGCGGCCGCGAUGAGUUCUGCUUCAUGUCCCGGAGUUCGUGCCUGCAGUGCAAGAAGCGCAGAAAGCGGUGCACCCGGGAUGCCAUGUGCUGCCCUGGCAAUCACUGCAGCAACGGACUGUGUCAACCCAACGACCCUGACCUGAUCCUCCAGGCUGGAGUCGAGGAGCCCGUCCCCAUCGGCCCUCUGUCUGAGGACAACGCUACAGUGAUCCUGGAGGCUAAAGAAGCACCUCGAGGUCUACCUCAAAACCCCAAAGGUCUGGAAGGCGAGUCUUGCGUCAGGUCUGCGGACUGCGUCGAGGGGCUGUGCUGCGCCCGUCACUUCUGGUCCAAGAUCUGCAAACCAGUGCUCAAAGAGGGCCAAGUGUGCACCAAACACAAGAGGAAGGGAACCCACGCCCUGGAGAUCUUCCAGCGCUGUGACUGUGGGGACGGUCUGACCUGCAGGAUGCAGAAGGGCGACCACAGCAAGUCCUCACGAAGUCUCCACACGUGCCAGAGACACUGAGAUACUGAACAUUUAUUAUAUAUUUAUUACGGAUUAUUUCCUGAAUGCUCCUGAGUGCCUCGCAAAUGAAACUGGAUUUUUAAACCGGGAUGUUUAUUUUAUUUAGUUUUCACUUCUUAUGACGUGUGUGUGUGUGUGUGUGUGUUCAUGGCAGGGUAGAUAUAAAUGUUUCUCGAUGGAACUUGGCGUUGGAUGGUCGCAGUACAUUACUGUGUUGUAAAUACUAAGCAGAAGUUGGCACUUAAUGUCAUUUUGUCAACACAGAGAGGAUGCAGGGUUUCUUUGUAAAUACGUGUACAGAUUUCCACAGUCAUAGUCUGAUAUAUUUUUUAUUCUAAAUAAAGCGUGUAACAAUA
This is a messenger RNA of Trichomycterus rosablanca, 1110 nucleotides long. It is a transcript of the gene dkk1b, whose product is annotated as dickkopf WNT signaling pathway inhibitor 1b. Gene Ontology annotation, cellular component: extracellular region. The record is from RefSeq and is a predicted model, not a curated record. Gene Ontology annotation, molecular function: co-receptor binding; receptor antagonist activity. NCBI's taxonomy places the organism in Eukaryota, Metazoa, Chordata, Actinopteri, Siluriformes, Trichomycteridae. Bases 44 to 754 code for a protein of 236 amino acids. Gene Ontology annotation, biological process: negative regulation of canonical Wnt signaling pathway; multicellular organism development. The transcript is spliced from 4 exons.